CCCCUCGAAAACAUGUGAUUUAUGACAUUCUAUGGUAGAGGCUACAUUUUCCCAUUCAAACCGGUCUCAUGCGCCCUCAUUGUAAGACAAUUACGCUCACGCGCUUGUCACAUGUCCGUCAUGUGAGCCCGUGGGGUAUACCUCUCCUUUCAGUCAAAACAAACUGUCAAACAGUUCUCACAAGCUUAGCGUUCCCGGCCCAUUGUCUAUUUUGCUCCUUGAAUCAGCUCACGCUGUCCUGUGACAGAGCUUUGGUAAAAUUUGCUUCUAGCCACUCUGUGCGCACCAAAUGCGGUCAGAAGAACCACCAAAGCGGGAAAAUAUUUGGUAUUUACAGUGGAAUCAUUAUGUUUUUGGUGGUUUUCUUCCAACUUUCCUUCGUCGUGUGUUACGGACAGUUCCCUCGAGCCUGUACGGACGAUUUGAGCCUCUCCACCGGCAGGUGUUGCCCCUUGUGGCCGGCUGCAGACGGGACAGCUUCGCCUUGCGGGGAGGCUCUGGGCCGAGGCACCUGCCGUCAGAUUCAGCCGGACGACUCUCCCCACAGCCCCAGCUACCCCUACGUGGGAGUGGACGACCGGGAACGAUGGCCAACUGUGUACUGGAACUGGACUUGUGAAUGCCGAGACAACUUUUACGGCAUCGAGUGUAGUGAGUGUAAGCACGGCUAUACAGGCCAGAACUGUACGGAACGAAAGGUUUUAAUCCGCCGGAACAUCUUCGACCUGUCAUGGUGGGAGAGAACCCGUUUUCUUCGAGCGCUAGACGAAAGCAAAGCUACCGUGAGCGAGCGUUGGGUCAUCCCUGUGACGCCCUACGUCAACGUCCUCACAAACGGAAGCAAACCUGAAUUUGCGAACGUCACGACGUACGACGCUUUGGUCUGGAUGCACUACUACGUAGUCAGGGAUGUUCUCCUACCCGAAGGAGGUGUGUUUCCAUCUGUAGACUUCGCACACGAGGGUCCGGCCUUCUUGCCGUGGCAUCGUCUGUACCUGCUCCUUUUGGAACGAGAGCUGGCUAAAAUCAUUGGGGACGAGAAUUUCGCUCUGCCAUACUGGGACUGGCGGGAUCUCGCUGACUGCGGUGACAUCUGUACCGACGACUUCUUUGGCGCGAGUAUGCAAGAUGGCACCGGCAGACUGAGCAGGGGAUCAUUCUUGUCAGAUUGGAAGGUGGGUUUGUUUAUUUGUUUGUUUGUUUGUUUGUAUGUUUGUUUGUUUGCAUUCACCACAAAGUGAAACAGGCAAAACGGGCCCAGAGUGACCAUCACAAGUUGCCCUCCCUCACAUAAAAAGCAAGAGUUCGUAGACCUCAGGCCUGCAUGAAAUGUAUUGGGUGUCUGUAGACCUAUUGUUUAUUUUUUUUCCUUUUCGUCCGUGGUUGCGUGGUUGGAAAAGUGAGAUUUUUACCUUGUUGGUUUGACUGCACCAUGCCAAAGUCUGAAAUUCCAUUUUGGGAAUGUGUAAGCUUGGGCAUGGAUGAACAUUACUUAUUUGG
Molecule: messenger RNA, 1500 nt
Organism: Branchiostoma floridae (Florida lancelet)
Lineage: Eukaryota; Metazoa; Chordata; Leptocardii; Amphioxiformes; Branchiostomatidae
Product: tyrosinase-like
Exons: 2
Coding region: 69-1241 (390 amino acids)
Biological process (GO): melanin biosynthetic process; pigmentation
Molecular function (GO): tyrosinase activity
Source: RefSeq, a predicted model, not a curated record